Papilio machaon (common yellow swallowtail) is the source of this 748-nucleotide messenger RNA. RefSeq lists its product as uncharacterized. Bases 113 to 748 code for a protein of 211 amino acids. Lineage: Eukaryota; Metazoa; Arthropoda; Insecta; Lepidoptera; Papilionidae. The record is from RefSeq and is a predicted model, not a curated record. The transcript has 5 exons.
GUUACCGCUUCGUUCACAGUUGCCGCGAAAUAAUACGAAUACGAUUUUUUUAUCGAAUUUGCGGUUAUGAAAACUUUUACAGUAAUACGGAUAAUAUUUAGAAGAAAUUAAAAUGAGACCGCUGAACAAAUUCUCUGGCGUUUGCAGUCUGUUUGUGUGUUUGGCACAAAUGACAGCAAGCGGUAUGGCGGGAACGCAGUUCUCUUCGCACGUGAGCGUCAGUACGCCGUCUAGAAGCUUCUCGCAUGGCGUCGGCGAUCCAUUGCAAGUGCCACCGGCACAACUCAAGUCAAAGUAUAGAAACUUUAGAAGACCGGCAUUUUCUGAAGACUUCGGAUAUCCGAGAGUGAAACCGGCAAUACCAUUUGUUCAUGAAGACAUAAUCCGUCCCAACAACGGCUAUAGUGCAUCACGACAUAACUUCUUUGAUGCACCAAUACCCGUAUUGCCGCCGUCGCCAUACAAAGUUGAUUCCCCGGACCCGGAAUCCCUAUGGCCGGAAGGCCUAUUCGUGCCACCAUUGACCCCACCCCGCUUUGGAUUACGAAGGGUUGACGCCCAUAAUUUACUCGAUCCAUACUUAUUAGAUGGCUCGGAAGCUGUCGCCGCAGUGAGGAGGGCGGACCAUCAUGGCCAUUACUUCUUCCACGAUAUACCUCACAUAGAAUCGUUACUCGCGAACCAAGACCUCAGAGUGAAGAACAACUUGAAGCCACAUCGAAUCGGAAGCAUUCGCCGCACUCAGUAA